GGUUUCAAGUUUCAGCGACGUCGAAUCCACGACCCUGCUCCUGCUGCUUUGCCCAAUUACGCCAUUCUUCACGUUUCUUCUUCCUUUGUAAUCACAAAAACCCUAAUUAAUUUAAUCUUUCUCUCUUCUCUCUUGUUUUGCAAGGGAGGAUGGAUUCGGCGAAGAAUUUGACUUCGGAAACCUCGAGAUCAGUUCAAUCCAAAAAAUUCACAGUACUCAGCUGCUUGGGCGGGUCUAAUUGUAUCACUCAAAUCUCGCUUCUAUUUGAUUCCUCGAUCUGUCUUAGCAUUGGUUUCAGAGCCCACUCGACGCCAUUGAACAUGAACUUUUUAGGUUUUUGGCUAUCGCACUUCCUUCGAUUUCGUUCAAUUUAUUCUUCGUCAGAUCCACGUCUUACGCCUUUGGCUUUGCCUUUCCUUUGCGUGCUCUAUGAAAAAAUACCCUAAUUCCACGUCUUUUGCAUGACCUUUUGAUCAUCUGAUGAUCUUUCUGUUUUUGGGUAUUUCUCCUUUUUUCUACUGUUGUCUUUCGUUACGUGGCUAUUUCUCUAUUUAUGAUAACGAGAUUCCCAUUUGUGUCUAUCCGUAGUGAAUUACUCAGCAGUUCGUUUCGGUGAGAGUGAGGAUCGGGAUAGAUAACGGUUAGAUCGGGAGACUGUCUUGACUUUAUUGGUCAGAGCCGAGCUUGGUCAGUGUCAUGUCAUCAGAUUUCAAGCUGGAUGUGGUUAUUUGCCAUGAAGGCAACGAACCAGAAUUAGGCUCUUUAAAUGGGAAAGUGAGCUUUGGAGAUGGGUUCAGUGCAGCAUACAAAAUUCUUGGUGGUCUUCAUGGACAAGGGAAAAGGUUAAUUAGCAAUAUUGUAACAAAUGCAGGAUGCAAAGCAGCAAAUGAUAGGUCUUUGAGAGGGAAUAGAGUCCCAUUUGCUGAUUCUAUCAAAUUUCUGACUGGUGGAGAUGACAAACGGGAUCAUGGAACUAGAAGGACAUAUGGACCUCUCGUGUCUGGAAUUGCUUACUGUAUUUCUUCUUGCAGCAUGAUUUUACUGAACAAAGUAGUCCUAUCAAGUUAUGGCUUCAAUGCUGGAGUAUCGUUGAUGUUUUAUCAGAAUUUUAUCUGUUCUGUGGUUGUUCUAUUGUUGGGUUUUAGUGGAGCUGUCUCGGUGGAAAAGCUGAAUUGGAAACUUAUAAUGGUCUGGCUCCCCAUCAAUAUCAUCUUCAUUGGCAUGCUUGUAUCAGGCAUGUAUAGUUUGAAAUACAUAAAUAUUGCGAUGGUGACGAUUCUGAAGAAUGUGACAAAUAUUUUAACAGCAAUCGGAGAGCUAUAUAUUUUCAGGAAGCAUCAGAAUCAGAAAGUGUGGACUGCAAUGUUUUUAAUGAUCAUCUCUGCAAUUAGUGGAGGUAUCACAGAUCUCUCUUUCAAUGCUGGCGGCUAUGCUUGGCAAAUUUUGAAUUGUGUUCUAACAGCAAGCUAUUCGCUCACGCUCCGGCAGGUCAUGGACAAAGCUCAACAGUUCACAGGAUCUGGAUCACUUAAUGAAAUUUCAAUGGUGUUGCUGAAUAACUUAUUAUCUUUACCUUUGGCUAUAAUAUUGAUAUUCUUGUUUGAUGAAUGGGAAUAUGUAAAGAACACGGAUGUGAUUAAGAUGCCUGAAUUUUGGCUGGUUUCAACAGCUAGUGGAUUUCUUGGACUUGCCAUUAGCUUCACCUCUAUGUGGUUUUUGCAUCAAACUGGCCCCACCACUUAUAGUUUGGUGGGUUCCUUGAACAAGAUUCCCAUAUCUAUUGCUGGUCUAGUGAUGUUCAAUGUCCCGCUUAGUCUCCCAAACUUCUUCAGCAUACUAUUUGGUCUAUUUGCUGGAGUGUUCUUUGCCUGGGCCAAAAUGUCCUGAUAUCCCAUAAUUUGGGUCACUGGGGGUAAGAUUCAUCCAAGAACUGUGAUGGUCCAAUGGCUUCUGCAUGCUGUUUGCUUUAAGUCAAAAUCUUUUUUAUCAUCCGAGUGUAUGAGUUGCCAAGACUGAAGAAGCACAAGCCUUUGGAAAAGUUCUGCAGAACAGCAGCCAAUUUCUGCAGUAAAUGUAUCAGUUAAGGUAUUGAAAAGUGAGGGACGCCCUCACUACAAGAAGUUCAACAAGCAAAGGAGGUGUUUUCUUAUUUGUUGUGUUAAAACUGGCAAAGCCUGAAUUGCAUUUUUGAAUCAAUCUGUCGGAAAUUGUAAAAUUAUGCUUUUGAAACUAUUGGGGACUUAUGAAGAGGAAGUUCAAUGGUUCCUGCUUUA
Molecule: messenger RNA, 2273 nt
Organism: Malania oleifera
Lineage: Eukaryota; Viridiplantae; Streptophyta; Magnoliopsida; Santalales; Ximeniaceae
Product: GDP-mannose transporter GONST2
Exons: 10
Coding region: 697-1887 (396 amino acids)
Cellular component (GO): Golgi apparatus
Molecular function (GO): antiporter activity; GDP-mannose transmembrane transporter activity
Source: RefSeq, a predicted model, not a curated record